GCGUCUCUGUGGACGACACCAAGCUAACGCGUUAAACACGGCACAGAGGAAUCCUUCGCGAAUCGCCUCGCUAAGUAGCUUAAAUUUCCUGUACUACAAAUCGAGGGAUAUUUCAUCCAAGUGGUCCCAACAUUUCAAGAGGAGAAGAGGGUCUUAUUUGGGAAUCAUAUGGACGAAGAAAUGAGUCGCCAGACUGCCACCGCGCUGCCCACAGGAACCUCCAAAUGUCCCCCCUCUCAGCGCGUGCCCACUCUGUCAGGCACCACUGCUUCCAACAGUGACCUAGCCAGCCUGUUUGAGUGCCCGGUCUGCUUUGACUAUGUCCUACCCCCUAUCCUGCAGUGCCAGUCCGGACACCUGGUAUGUUCCAACUGUCGGCCCAAGCUCACCUGCUGCCCCACCUGCAGAGGUCCUCUGGGCUCCAUCAGGAACCUUGCCAUGGAGAAGGUGGCCAACUCUGUCCUCUUCCCCUGCAAGUAUGCCUCCUCUGGCUGUGAGGUUACGCUGCCACACACUGACAAGGCGGACCAUGAGGAGCUGUGCGAGUUCCGGCCGUACUCCUGCCCCUGCCCUGGAGCGUCCUGCAAGUGGCAGGGCUCUCUGGAUGCUGUGAUGUCCCACCUGAUGCAUCAGCAUAAGUCCAUUACCACACUGCAGGGAGAGGACAUUGUCUUUCUGGCAACAGAUAUCAACCUGCCAGGUGCAGUGGACUGGGUGAUGAUGCAGUCCUGUUUUGGCUUCCACUUCAUGUUGGUGCUUGAGAAGCAGGAGAAGUAUGAUGGCCACCAACAGUUUUUCGCCAUUGUGCAGCUCAUUGGCACCCGUAAGCAGGCCGAGAACUUCGCCUACCGACUGGAGCUCAAUGGUCACCGGCGCCGGCUUACAUGGGAGGCCACGCCGCGCUCCAUCCACGAGGGCAUUGCCACGGCGAUCAUGAACAGUGACUGCCUGGUGUUUGACACGUCUAUUGCUCAGCUGUUUGCGGAGAAUGGCAACCUGGGCAUCAAUGUCACCAUCUCCAUGUGCUAAGAACUCAGGGACAGGUUGCAAGUCAUAGAUUACCAAGGGGGAUUUUCAGGGGUCAAAUCAAAGCGUGACCCCUUACCCUGACCCCCUUCUUCUAUACCCCACAACCCCCAGAACAGACUGAUGCGAGGUCAAACUGGACUGUCUGAUUGGACAGCCAUGGGGGCAGAUGGGGUUAGUUGGAUGUAUGGAUGGGUGGAUGGAUGGAUGAAUGAAUGAAUGGAUGGACAGACGUGAAGAUGUAAUUGUGCAGUGACAGCUAUAGACUUGUACACACAUAAAUGAGAGAUUUUCAUGCACGAACGUGAAGUCUCUCGCUCUUCAUCACAAACACAAAAUUUAAAAGCUGUUGGGUCAAACUCACUUGUCAACUCUGUUACUCACUCUUGGUCACCGUCUCUUUUUGGUGUCUGAGUGCUUUAACCACUCUCACCCCCCCCCCCCACACACACACACACACACACACACGCACACAUACACUCCUGCCAUUUCCCACUCAUGCAUCUUUGUUUUGGUCUCAUUUAUGUUUCUUUAGUUUCUCUCUCUCUUAAUCACUGUCCUCCUCCGUUAACCACACUUGUACUGACAUUUCAGAAACUUCAGCUUUCCAGCCUUUAGCAAGUGAUGUUGGAAGCUAGUUACCAAUGAGCAACCCUGCACCCGGAUAGCUGCCUACUGAGGAUGGCUCAAUUUAUCAUUCAACAUGGACUUUUGGUCAGUGCUAGUUAGCUUCCCAUCCCCGGCCACCCCAAGCCCCCACCCCUCACUGGAACAGACCUCAUUACUUUAUAGACCUCAUGCAUUUGGACGGUUCAUGUGGUAGCAACACUUAGAAUUAACAACCAGGACUACGUGUAUGACUCAAAUCUAGGACCGUAGAGACUAAUAUAUUUGUGGAACUUUGCCCAUGGGAAUCCCACUACAUCUGUUAAAGUUGGACCAUCACUCUACUGACAACUGUGGAACAUGGGCUAUAUCUUUCUGUUGAAGUUGUACCAUGGGUGUCCUUCUCUGUCUGUUGUUAGCAAGGACUAGAACCACAGAUAUCCUUAACUAUAGAUAAUGUAUUACUUUGUCUCAAAUUCACAACUGUGGAUAUUAAUAUAGCUGACAUAGAUGUUGGUGACUGAGAUGUGAACCCAUAGCCACAGGUUCCAGUGACUUGAGUCUAGAACUACACAAAUAUGGAUGGUUGUAGCCUAGGCAUCCAACUAAGUCUAGAGCUAGAACCCAGGAUCUGUAGCAAAGCAACUUGGACACAUGCGUAUCUGUCUACAUCUGUGGCCUGGACUAAAACGUUAAACAUCAGUUUUGUCCGCACCGGCCCAUCUGGUUUCCGUUUACAGCCCCAUCCAGUCCAGUCUGGUCCAGAUCAUCACAACCAAGGCAAAGGACUGAGCUGAAAACUCUCAGUUAACUAUUUUGAAUAGAAUUCUUACUAUAAAACGGCUGCUCUUAUGUGUGUAUAACAACCAUCAAUACAUCAUACCUGGUAUAACGUAGAAUUACUGCUUCUCAGGUGGAGCAGACACUUCAGCUGCAAUAUGUGCAUUAAAACACCUGUUCUGUAGACAGGUUGCAGCCUUCCCAAACACAUGACCUUUCUGUACACACCUGUGCUCCUAUGGUCCUUGGGAAAAGACGCAGACAAGACAGUGGUGAAAAAACAAGUGUCUAAAUGCAUUUUGGCCAACUAAGGGGUCAUGCUAUUUUUUUUCUAGGAAGAUGAAGUUGCUACAUUUGAAAUGAGUCUAAGAAAAAAACUUGAUUUGUUUCAAUAUUUUUUUUUUUAAUUUUAGUUCAGUGUUUUUUCUUUUACGAGAAGAGAAGGUUUCCUGGUGUUUGGUGUCUGUGUGUGCAUGCACAAGUGUGCCCGUGUAUUUGUGAUGGACACUUGGCAAGUGACAAGAGACACCAUUCAUUGUUUCUCUCUAAUCUGUCUUGUGCUCACUUUCUGCUCUUUUUUCCUCUCUUUCACUGUCUCUCUUUGUCACUGUAUUCUAAUUUAAGCCUCAACCACACAUUGUCUGAUUGCUAACCCAACCAGGACCGAGGGACAGUUUCUACCAUUGCAAUGUUGCUAUUGUUAUUAAAUGGAGAUUGUUAUUAUCAUAAUUAUUAGCAUUUUUGUAAUGACUUUAAAACAAACAUGAAAAAGGCUAUUGUAAAAUUUGUGGCUUAACUUCAGUGUUUGUAGUUAAAAACAAAUUGUCAUUUUCUGAAGGUUGUUGAGUUGGAUUUUUCUUUCUCCUUGUUGUUCAUCUGUCUUUAUGUACUUCUGUUUGUUUGGCAAAUCUUUUUGUUUUUAUGAGGAGGCGGGGAUGUCAAGCCAAUCAUCUCUCCCUUUCCCUUUUUAAAUGGAGGCUCAGUAAUGAUGCUGCUCCCCCUGAACUCCCUCAACUUUUAUUUUUGGUUUUUUUCUGUUUUAUUUUGUCAUUAAAUAAAUCUAUCUUUUUCAUACCCGGUGCCACUUCUCCUCUGCUUUGUUUUUAGGGAACAGCAUCUGACAAUUGCAGAAUUUUUG
Molecule: messenger RNA, 3550 nt
Organism: Lampris incognitus (smalleye Pacific opah)
Lineage: Eukaryota; Metazoa; Chordata; Actinopteri; Lampriformes; Lampridae
Gene: siah1
Product: siah E3 ubiquitin protein ligase 1
Exons: 5
Coding region: 169-1029 (286 amino acids)
Biological process (GO): proteasome-mediated ubiquitin-dependent protein catabolic process; multicellular organism development
Cellular component (GO): cytoplasm
Molecular function (GO): ubiquitin conjugating enzyme binding; ubiquitin protein ligase activity; zinc ion binding
Source: RefSeq, a predicted model, not a curated record